Messenger RNA from Galeopterus variegatus (Sunda flying lemur), 479 nucleotides. RefSeq names its product myosin light chain 4. The transcript has 4 exons. The record is from RefSeq and is a predicted model, not a curated record. Gene Ontology annotation, molecular function: calcium ion binding. The annotation marks the transcript as partial. Gene Ontology annotation, cellular component: myosin II complex. NCBI's taxonomy places the organism in Eukaryota, Metazoa, Chordata, Mammalia, Dermoptera, Cynocephalidae.
GGAGCUGCAGCCAGGUCUUCUCUCUACAGAGUUCAAAGAGGCCUUUUCCUUGUUUGACCGGACGCCGACUGGAGAGAUGAAGAUCACCUACGGUCAGUGUGGGGACGUGCUGCGGGCCCUGGGCCAGAACCCCACCAAUGCUGAGGUGCUGCGCGUCCUGGGCAAGCCCAAGCCUGAAGAAAUGAAUGCCAAGAUGCUCGACUUUGAGACAUUCCUGCCCAUCCUGCAGCACAUCUCCCGCAACAAGGAGCAGGGCACCUACGAGGACUUCGUGGAGGGGCUGCGUGUCUUCGAUAAGGAGAGCAACGGCACGGUCAUGGGCGCUGAGCUUCGGCAUGUCCUUGCCACCCUGGGAGAGAAGAUGACUGAGGCUGAAGUGGAGCAGCUGUUAGCUGGGCAAGAGGAUGCCAAUGGCUGCAUCAAUUACGAAGCCUUCGUCAAGCACAUCAUGUCCGGCUGAAGGAGAUCCCUCCAGGGUG